Microthlaspi erraticum is the source of this 1182-nucleotide messenger RNA. Lineage: Eukaryota; Viridiplantae; Streptophyta; Magnoliopsida; Brassicales; Brassicaceae. The record is from the annotation of a GenBank genome assembly.
AUGUGCAUUGAUUACCGCAAACUGAAUGCUGCAACUCGUAAAGAUCAUUUUCCUCUCCCGUUUAUUGAUCAGAUGCUUGAGAGAUUGGCUAACCAUCCAUACUACUACUUUUUAGAUGGUUACUCAGGUUUCUUUCAGAUCCCCAUCCACCCAGACGACCAGGAGAAGACGACAUUCACAUGUCCAUAUGGCACUUAUGCUUAUCGCAGAAUGCCGUUUGGACUGUGCAAUGCACCGGCCACGUUCCAGCGCUGCAUGAUGUCCAUUUUCACUGACCUUAUUGAGGACAUAAUGGAAGUUUUCAUGGACGACUUUUCUGUCUAUGGAAGCUCUUUUGCUGUGUGUUUGUCUAAUCUGUGCAGGGUAUUGCAGCGGUGUGAGGAGAGACAUCUUGUGCUGAACUGGGAGAAAUGCCACUUCAUGGUGAGAGAUGGGAUCGUGCUGGGACAUAGGAUUUCAGAGAAGGGAAUCAAGGUUGACAGAGCGAAGAUCGAGGUGAUGAUGAGUCUGCAGCCGCCUAAUUCUGUCAAGGGAAUCCGCAGUUUUCUGGGGACAUGCAGGGUUCUACAGGCGUUUCAUCAAGGACUUCUCCAAGAUCACCAGACCUUUGACGCACUGUUGUGUAAGGAGGUCAAGUUCGACUUUGACAGUGCAUGCUUUGGAGGCCUUUCACACGAUCAAGGGAGCUCUAGUGAGUGCUCCAAUUGUCCAACCUCCAGACUGGAACCUUCCUUUCGAGUCGCACACUUGAUGAAGCUCAGUGCAAGUACGCUACGACUGAGAAAGAACUGCGGUGUGUUCUUUGCAUUUGAGAAGUUUCGGUCCUAUCUUGUUGGAUCGAAGGUGAUUGUCCAUACUGAUCACGCUGCCUUGAAGUACUUGCUGACGAAGAAGGAUGCGAAGCCGAGACUCUUGAGAUGGAUUCUUUUGCUUCAGGAGUUCGAUCUGGAGAUCAAGGAUAAGAAAGGGAUUGACAAUGGUGUAGCUGAUCAUCUGUCAAGGAUGAAGAUCGAUGAUGACGUCCCUCUAGACGACAACCUACCUGAUGAGCACGUCUACGCAGUUGAGGUGAUCGAUUAUGGCGAGCCCCUGCUCGCAGAUGAUGGAGUUCGAUCGAGCGCAAAUGAAGAGAUCGAUCGAACGGAGGAUGACGGAGAUCGUACUAUGUGCUGCAACCGUUGA